Messenger RNA from Gavia stellata (red-throated loon), 2650 nucleotides. It is a transcript of the gene ASB15, whose product is annotated as ankyrin repeat and SOCS box containing 15. Bases 85 to 1857 code for a protein of 590 amino acids. The record is from RefSeq and is a predicted model, not a curated record. Gene Ontology annotation, molecular function: protein binding. The transcript is spliced from 10 exons. Lineage: Eukaryota; Metazoa; Chordata; Aves; Gaviiformes; Gaviidae. Gene Ontology annotation, biological process: intracellular signal transduction. Gene Ontology annotation, cellular component: cytoplasm.
UCCUGGCUGUUCAAAAUGCAGGCCCCAGAGUAACAGUGGCAAGAUAAUGGGUUGAAAAGCUCAUCGUUAUAGUUCACCAUAAAAAUGAUGGAAGAAAGAGAAGAUUUGGUUGAAGAUCUGCUCACUGAGUAUGCCAUACAGCUUAGCAUUCAAGAGUCCAAUGGAGCCAAACCACCAGUGUCUUCCAGUUACGACAGUUUUGUACCACCUAGUGAGGAAAAUAGGAAAAUUGUAACAUCCAUAAAGCAAGGUCAAGUGUUUGGGCUCCAGGAACUUGUGAAACAGAAAUAUGCUUUGGAUGAAGCUGAUGAAAGAGGGUGGUUUCCACUGCAUGAAGCUGCAGCUCAGCCAGUUCAGCAAAUACUUGAAGUCAUUUUAGAUGCAUCUUAUAAAACAAUGUGGGAAUACAAAACAUGCGAUGGAGAAACACCAUUAACUUUGGCAGCAAAAGCGGGCUUUGUGGAAAAUGUACGCACAUUACUGGAAAAGGGUGUUUGGCCCAAUACUACAAAUGACAAAGGAGAAACUCCACUUCUUAUUGCUGUAAGAAGGGGCUCUUUUGAAAUGGUAUCCACUCUGAUUAAACACAACUGUAGUAUCCAUCAGCCAUGCGUAAAACGGUGGUCAGCAAUGCAUGAAGCUGCAAAACAGGGACGCAAAGACAUUGUUGCUCUUCUUCUGAAGAAUGGUGGAAAUGUGAACCUUAAGGAUGGAUACGGAGUAACACCAUUAGGUGUUGCUGCUGAAUAUGGUCACUGUGAUGUGCUGGAGCAUCUUAUUCAUAAAGGUGGAGAUGUCCAGUCCUUAGCAGAUGAUGGUGCAUCAGUACUGUUUGAAGCAGCUGGAGGAGGUAAUCCAGACUGCAUAGCCCUUCUUUUGGAAUAUGGAGGAAGUGGCAAUGUGCCUAAUAAGGCAGGACUGCUUCCCAUACACAAAGCGGCUUAUGAGGGGCAUUACCUGGCCCUGAAGUAUCUUAUUCCAGUCACAUCCCAAAUUGCAAUCCAGAAAAGUGGGUUAAGCCCUGUUCACUCAGCAGCAGAUGGCCAGAAUUCGCAGUGUCUAGAGCUCCUCAUUGAAAAUGGUUUUGAUGUCAAUACUGUCAUGGCUGAACACAUUUCAAAUAAUUAUGAUGACGAAAGGAAAACCGCACUUUAUUUUGCUAUUUCUAACAAUGACAUUCUUUGCACCGAAAUUUUGCUCAAAGCAGGGGCAAAUCCAAACAAGGAUCCUUUAAACUGUCUUCUUGUGGCAGUGAGAGCUGGCAACCAUGAAAUUGUAAGGCUGCUCCUAUCUUAUGGAGCAAAUGUCAAUUGCUACUUUAUGUUGGUUAAUGAUACGCAUUUCCCCAGCGCCAUUCAGUAUGCUUUGAAUGAUGAGGUGAUGCUGAGGCUAUUGCUCAAUCACGGGUAUAAUGUGGAGAUGUGUUUUGACUGUAUGCAUCAAGAUAUCUUUGGAAAUUCUUUUGUGUGGUCAACUCCAGAGGAAGAGAUUCUCCCCGGGUGGACUUCUUCUGUAAUAAAGGAUAAUCCAUUCUGUGAUUUUAUUGCUGUUCCUUGGUUGAAACAUUUAGCAGGAAAAGUGGUUCGUGUUUUUAUAGAUUACAUGGAUUAUGUUCCUCUAUGCACAAAAAUAAAGUUUGUCUUAGAAACACAGAAAGAAUGGACAGAGAUACGUCAGAUAUUGGAUAAUCCUCGCCCAUUGAAACAUCUGUGUCGUCUAAAAAUACGUAAACUCUUGGGGUUAAGGAGACUCCAGAAACUGUCAUCCAUGAAGAAGUUUCCACUUCCGCCAGUUCUCAAGAACUAUAUCCUAUAUAAAGAAUAUGAUCUGUAUGGAAAAGGGAUACAUUUAGAAUAGUUUUAAAAAAUAACUGUGUACAGCCUGUCAUUUGACUCAUUUCCUGACUAUUUUUUCCUAGGUAAAGAGCUGCCUGGUGUUUCAUAUACAUUCACACAUUCUGAUAUUUGUUGUUAAUAGUUCUUUUAUGGGAACAAAUUUUUCUUCAAAACUAGUACGUUAAAGCUUAUGUUUUAACACAACAUUGUACACUAUCCAAGCAUAGGCUAAAAUCAGAAUAAGGAUGCUCUAAUAAUUUUGUAGAAUAGUACACUGUAAAUGGGAAUUCAGAUGAAUAAAGGAUAAAGGAAGAAUUUUCAUGGUGGACUUCCCAAUGAAGAUGAUAAAUACAAUUGCUGCUCUCAGUUUGUGGCAUUAGUUUAUCUGUAAAAGAAAAUAAAUGUCUAAUUCAGCUUGGCAAAGAAAAUUAAACCACUAAAUGCAUGUCUCUGUCAUGUAAUUGGCCUGAAAUGUAGCACAUUUUGUACUUUGAAGAUCAUGCUCCUAUUAGAAAAUUCUCCAAAUACUUAAAAGAUUCUUUUUAGCUAUUUUUGCAAAGUGUUUGCUCCCACGUAUGACUGCUGUGUGUGCCAGUACUACAUGUUUCAAGGCUUGGCAAAAUUUGAGGGACUUUAAGUGGGCUGUUUUAAAGAAAGAGUCGAUUUUGGUGGACAGACCAACCAGGAAAUAGAGCAGCAUAUCCCCUUGGUUGAGAAAUGUUGCAGUGUUGAAACUUUAAUUAUGGUUCCUACAGAGUUUUGACAGAUCACUUCUUGACCAGGCUAAACAACACCCUCAGUCACGCUGAGAUGCA